Messenger RNA from Linum tenue, 1356 nucleotides. Lineage: Eukaryota; Viridiplantae; Streptophyta; Magnoliopsida; Malpighiales; Linaceae. The record is from the annotation of a GenBank genome assembly.
AUGGCGACCGACACCAGCUGCACUUCGGAUUUUGAUCUCCCGGCGCGCUUACUCCUUGGCCGUUGCAGAAAACAGCCACGAAUCGGUUCAAUAGCAACAAACCCUCCUCCCACCACGAUGAUCGGCAAGCUCGGAGACGAUCUCCUCGUAGAGAUUCUAGUUCGCAGCUUCCCCGAUCCCAAAUCUGCCUUUCGCUGCAAAGCCGUAUGUAAGCGCUGGAGCUCCCUGAUUUUGAGUCCCUGCUUCAAUCGCCGUAUGAUUUCUCACCAUCAGAACGUGAAGCUGCACCCCAAGGAGCUGCAAUCUGCCAUCCUCAGCCUUCUGCCUCCCAUGCCCAGUAGAGUUGGAGGCAGUCUGAAAGUCUUGGAUUGCUACAAGGACUUGGUUUUAUGCGGGUUUUGGGAUGUAAAUCAGGACAAUGGGGAACAUAGCAGGUCUUACUUGAUCUGCAAUCCGUUUACCAAGCAGUGGGUCGCUCUUCCUUUGGCCCCCAGGAAGCUAGAUGGGUAUUUAUCACCGGUGACAAGGUUAGUUUGUGAACCCGUUAUUUCUAAUAAACUUGAUCUAGGAGAUGACCAGUCGAUUAUUUAUUCCGAGUAUCGCUGCCGGGUGGUGUGUAUAUAUCAAGAUGUGGAGCCGUUGUGUCUAAAUCUCGACGUGUUUUGUUCGGAGUCUGGAGAAUGGAUAAAAGAUGCUCUUGUUCUUGACAAAUACGUGAGAAUCGGAGCUAAAUGUGUAAGUGUGUGCAGUGGGGAGUUUUUCUGGAUGCACGCAAAAGUCUGUCGAGAAACUGCGGCCAACCCUGUGAAAUUGGUGGCUGGGUUCAAUCCUUUCCGCCUUGAUAUACCUCCCGCUUGCAUUGAUACUUCUACAUUCGAGUCAGAAGAUAUGUGGGCAAUUUCGAGUUCACAAGGUGCUCUUCAUGUAAUUUCAAACCAAACCAAUAUUGAUCCUCGUCGUGUAAUCGUUUGGAGACUAGAAGAAGACCGUAAAUCUCGGAGGAAACAAUAUGAAGGGUUGGUGAAGAACCCAAGGUGCUGUAGCUAUGAAGCUACGGAGGAAUCCUUUCGACCUUUUCUGCAUCCACAUAAACCAGAGAUUGUCUUCUUCCAGUGUGGUGCUUGUGGGAGUACUUUAUGGUCCUGCGAUUUGAGAAGGGAAGAGUUGGAGUUAUACGCUCAAGUGGAAGAGGUGGAUGGCAGCCAUUCUUAUGCUAAGGUGUUUGAGCCUAGGUUCUCUUGCUGGCCGACACCAAUUCCAAGAUACACGGAGUUGCGAGGCAUGUACAAUGGAAGCUACAGUUUUUGGGCUCAGGGCAGCAGUGAAGCAAGAUCUCCAUCCCUCGAUAAUUGGUGA